This is a messenger RNA of Neomonachus schauinslandi (Hawaiian monk seal), 1188 nucleotides long. It is a transcript of the gene HORMAD1, whose product is annotated as HORMA domain containing 1. The record is from RefSeq and is a predicted model, not a curated record. NCBI's taxonomy places the organism in Eukaryota, Metazoa, Chordata, Mammalia, Carnivora, Phocidae.
AUGGCCACUGCACAAUUGCAAAGAACUUCCAUGAGUGCAUUGGUGUUUCCCAAUAAGAUAUCAACAGAGCAACAGUCUCUAGUGUUAGUGAAGAGGCUCCUAGCAGUUUCAGUAUCCUGCAUCACAUAUUUGAGAGGAAUAUUUCCGGAAUGUGCUUAUGGAACAAGAUAUCUAGAUGAUCUUUGUGUCAAAAUUCUGAGAGAAGAUAAAAACUGUCCAGGAUCUACACAGUUAGUGAAGUGGAUGCUAGGAUGCUAUGAUGCUUUACAAAAAAAAUACCUAAGGAUGGUUGUUCUAGCUGUAUACACCAAUCCAGAAGACCCUCAGACAAUUUCAGAAUGUUACCAAUUUAAAUUCAAGUACUCUAGUAAUGGACCAGUCAUGGACUUCAUAAGUAAAAACCAAAGCAGUGAAUCUAGUAUGUCAUCUGCUGACACCAAGAAAGCAAGUAUUCUCCUCAUUCGCAAGAUUUAUAUUCUAAUGCAAAAUCUGGGACCUUUACCUAAUGAUGUUUGUUUGACCAUGAAACUUUUUUACUACGAUGAAGUUACACCCCCAGAUUACCAGCCUCCUGGUUUUAAGGAUGGUGAUUGUGAAGGAGUGAUAUUUGAAGGGGAGCCUAUGUACUUAAAUGUGGGAGAAGUCCCAACACCUUUUCACACCUUCAAAGUAAAAGUGACUACUGAGAAAGAACGAAUGGAAAAUAUUGAUUCAGCUAUAUUGUCACCAAAACAAUUAAAAACACCACUUCAAAAAAUUCUCAUGGACAAAGAUGAUGUAGAAGAUGAACAGGAGCAUUAUAUAAGUGAUGAUUUUGACAUUGAAACUAAAAUGGAAGAGCAGAAAAAAAACCCUGGAUCUUCUGAACUUGGAGAACCAAGUUUAAUUUGUGAGGAAGAUGAAAUUAUGAGGUCUAAAGAAAGUCUAGAUCUUUCAAUUUCUCAUUCUCAGGUUGAACAGUUAGUCAGUAAAACAUCUGCACUUGAUGUGUCUGAAAGUAAAACAAGAAGUGGAAAAAUCUUUCAGAAUAAAAUGGCUAAUGGAAAUCAACCAGUAAAAUCUUCUAAAGAAAAUCGGAAGAGAAGUCAACUCGAACCUGGGAAAACAGUCCUUCAUCGCUUUGAUUCUUCUAGUCAAGAGACAGUGCCAAAAAGAAGAAAGUUUAGUGAACCAAAGGAGCAUAUAUAA